This is a messenger RNA of Miscanthus lutarioriparius, 786 nucleotides long. Lineage: Eukaryota; Viridiplantae; Streptophyta; Magnoliopsida; Poales; Poaceae. The record is from the annotation of a GenBank genome assembly.
AUGCCCCCGCGUCGCCCAAGUCGGGCGGCUCAGGCGGUCGCCCCGCUCCUCAUCUCCAGGCCCCCGCGCCGUCGACCUCGACCUCACCGCCACCGGAGCUGCUGGCCGAGUGCCCGGAGGGCAGCAAGGAGGGUGGCGGCGGGGCCAUCCCGCCCUCAAGUCUGCGCUGCGCCAUGGUUGCUCGCCGCGGCGCGGACGCGAGUUCGAGUUGCUCUGGUUGGUGGCUUCCGUCGGUGGCUCCUACAGCUCGGCCACGAACGCAGGGUCAUGCUGCUGUGCUCCCAUGGCGGUGUGGUGGCCGGAUCUGUGCGAGGGCUGCGAGAUCCAAGUGCUAGCAGCCGGAUCCACAGGCCUGGCAGCCGGUGCUCGGGUGCCCGGCGACGGUGGCCCAGGGAUGGUGGAUCUGGUGUGCUGGUGGACGGAUCCGGUAUCCCCAGGGCCGGAUCCGUGCGGGCUGCUCUCCAUCUGGUGGUGGCGUGGGAGGUCCCAGCGGUCACGCAGCCAGGCUUGUCUACGACUCGGCAGGGCGCUGGUUCCGGGCCUCCAGCUGUUGGAGCCGGUGCUCUUGGCUGGAUCCGUGCGGUGAGGCAGCUGCUCCCGGUGGCGGCAGCUUCAGUGGCUGAGGAGUGUCGGCCAUGGCGAGCAGGGGCGGCCCCUGCGGCAGUAGCUCCUAGGUCGUGGUCGGCAGCGACGAGGCGACGGCAGCUCCUAGUGGCUGUGCGGCAUGGCAGAGUGGGCGGCGUGGGGCCAGCGGAGGUUGCUGGAGGUCUUGCGCGGCGUGGUUGA